Salvelinus fontinalis (brook trout) is the source of this 3720-nucleotide messenger RNA. RefSeq lists its product as uncharacterized. Bases 317 to 1198 code for a protein of 293 amino acids. The transcript has 5 exons. NCBI's taxonomy places the organism in Eukaryota, Metazoa, Chordata, Actinopteri, Salmoniformes, Salmonidae. The record is from RefSeq and is a predicted model, not a curated record.
ACCCCUAGCAUCUAGAUGCUAGCCCCCGGAGAUUUUAGAAUAUCAAAAGAUACCUAAUGUUUAGACACCACCCAAUACCCUAUGUUUGAACCAAAUGGCGGGUGUUUGAACCACAUGCCUUAGGCUUCAAAGAUAACUUUGAUGCGGUUUUAGCGCGAAAAAAUACGACACCACGCGAGUCAUACGGCUACAAAAGCUAAGCAAAACAGGUCCCCCCUGUUAGCUUCGUUUUCGCGCAUUUACCCUACAGCAUUCCCCCAGGAAUAGUUAUCGGACGGACCCCGUUAAAAAAGAUCAUCUGGUAAAAACCCUCCUCAUGGAUAUUUCUCAAGAUUCUCAAACCUUCACUCAGAUUCUCCGAGAUAUAACUGAACUCGAACCGGCCGUAGGGUCUCCGGAACAAAUUGCUUACAUCCCAACGCCGACCCUGAAUUGUACGGAAAUACAUCCUAGAACGGGUGCCAUAGGGAGUCUACACGGUUUCUGUGAAGGAUAUGCAUACGAGACAAUUGUGCCCUACUCCCAGGAUGUAUUUACACACAAGCCGCAAACAGAGCCUUUAAACGGCCUGUCAACUCCCCUGACCCAGGACCGUUGGACGCCCCCUAUUAAACACCAACGGACAAUCAGGGCCCAGAUCCACAGGUCCGCUUCACCCGAACAAUACUACUGGGAGGGUAUUCACGAGACAGCGUUACAAGGACAAGGCUCACAAGCUACAGACCAGGCAGAUGCUAUAAUUAGGGUUGCCCAAAGACAUGUUCCCGAGUUCUUAGAGCUUCUUCAGAACAGCCCUCUUCAAAAAAGCCGAGACUCCUCGCCGGCUUAUAAAGACCUCCAAGAAGCUACACAUCUAGAUCCCGAGGAGGCGCCAAAGACCCCAGUCACCAGAACAGCGAAGCCUGAUGAUUUCAAAGUUUUAAAUGACAUUUCUGAGGUAGACGAUUUGAUGUUCUGUGAAGUGGCCAACCUUAUUGAAGCGGCCAAUUCUGGUGGGGCAAAAGCCUCUUGUGAAAUAGACCAAGCCGUGCUUUUCAAGGCUUUUACACAGGGUUUAAAAUCACGAAAGGCUUUACUUCAACGUCGUAUGGGUAUUCUAUUCGAACAUCAAUACAAUCAGGAUGUGUCAUUCUGGCGUAGAGAGCUUCCCCGCAUGUUAAACAACAGUAGGGUUAAAACAAGCAAAUACCUCCGUUAAAAAACACAUAUGUAAAAAAACACAAGCACACACAUCCUUAAGUAGAGAAAUGGCGCCCCCUAUAGACCUAAGCGAGACAAUUGAAACCCUCUUAGCGGAAAUCCCUACAGAGCUCCAAGAUAUAAUUAACCAUAUGAAUGAUUCUGGGCUAAUUGACAUAGGGGCUAUAGAUGAAAACCUAUUAUCCCAGAUUCCCUCCGAACUCAUUGAAAUUAUUACACGUAUGAAUGAGUCAGGGUCUGCAGAUGAAAACAGGUUAUCACAGAUACCCGAAUCACUCAUAUCUUUAAUUACCCAGAUGAACGAGAGCCCAAGGUUUAAUUCUGCACCCCCUACACCUCUAAGCCAUCCUUUAACACCCUUGUUCGAAGAGGAAACCCAAUACGAUGUUUUUGAACAGCUGAACAAAUGUCUAUCAAAUCUGGAGCGGGAAGGUCUUGAUCACAAUGUACAGAACGAAAGCCCUAGGUUUAAUUCUGCACCACCUACACCUCUAAGCCAGCCUUUAACACCCAUGUCUGAAGAGUCUGAAACCCAAUACGAUGUUUUUGAACAGUUGGACAAUUGUCUAGCAAAUCAGGAUGGGGAUGGUCUUGAUCGCAGUGAACAUGUUUUGUAUCGAAAUAAAUUCCACAAUAUUGAGGUUCGACAGUUUUUCAAUUUCGCAUGGGGGGGUCAGAUUCGGGAAUAUGCUGUGUUUUACGUAAUGCUUAUGGACACUUUGAAUGAACUGGUAGAUAGAGUUAGAGCUUAUAGCCAACCAAGGGAUACCUUACAGUUGGAAAUUUUUGGAGACAGUCUGCAGAGCCGUGUGUCGCUUAUUUUAAAUAGGGGUGAAGCAGAUCUUGAACAAUUUGUUAACCUGCUAGAACGCCUUGUUCAGUCAAAUUUAAACGUGCUAGCAGAUAGGACCCUCGAACUUGUAGUACAAUUAGUCCGGCCACCACAAGGGGGCGGCGGGCAGAGACGUAAACUCGAUAGCCUGAUGCAGUCCGAAAUCAUAAGCAAUAAAAAGGCCUACCUCAUAAUCGUUCACAAUCAUGGUAAUAAGCUAUGCUUUGCCAUAGGUUUGGCCCACUUACUCAGCCCAGGAUGUACAGAGCGCGAAGCGUUACAGAAAGCUCAAGAGCUACAAAAGGCUGUGGGUUUAGGUAUACAGGAGGCUGUGGCUUUCUCAGACAUAGGCAAAUUUGAAAACUUUCUGAAUAUCAAGAUUGUGGUUUUGUACCACAGCAGGGCUAAUGACGCUCUCUUGAAGUUCCAAAAUAUACAAGAGCCACACCCUAAGACUAUGUACUUUUAUGUGCAAAAUGAGCAUUACUAUGCCGUAACUAACAUCACAGCAUUUUUAGGCGCCCCAUAUGUCUGUCCAGCCUGUCAUACCGGCUACACCCGCAAGGGGGGGCACUCGUGCCGUUAUAACUGUUCAGUAUGUCUGGAUAAACAUUGCCCUAUGCAACCGCUAAACUUGACACCCUGUGAGGAUUGUCACCGCACAUGUCGUUCGGCCUACUGUUACGAAAAACACAAAACUGAAACAUGGCACCCCAAGGCCUGUAAAUCUGUAAGCAUUUGUGACAUUAACAAGAAAUGUCCAAAAUGUCAUUGCAAUUACAACCUUAAAAUAGACAGCCCUAAACCCCAUGUUUGUGGAAUCAUACAUUGCCCAAUCUGUAAAGGGCCCUUGAAAAGCAGAGACGCAGAAGUUGUUCAAGAAGUAACACAUGAGUGUUACAUUCAGCCCUUGGCUGAAGAUGAACAUACAGAGAAAUAUGUUUUUUAUGAUUUUGAGACAAAUCAGCAAUCAGGGGUUCACUUGCCUAUUUUUGUAUCUACCAUGACUUUCACCGGUGAAAAGUGGUCGGCCGAGGGGCCCGAUUGCGCCCGACUCUUUCUAAAACAUUUUAGAAAGGCCCAGUACAGAAACUUCACGUUUAUAGCACACAAUGCGCGAGCCUAUGACUCCUAUCUGCUUCUGAACCCUUUGAUACAGCAAGGCGUGGCGCCCAGUGUCAUUGCUCAAGGGAGUAAAAUCUUAUGUUUUGUUGACCACGCCUUCAAACAGAGAUACAUUGACAGCUUAAGCUUCUUACCCAUGAGAUUGGCUCAAAUGCCAGAGGCCUUGGGUUUUGAAAACUCGGUCAAAGGCUAUUUCCCCCACUUCUUCACAUCUGAGGAGAAUCUACAUUAUAUAGGAGCUUAUCCAGCCCCCGAAAUGUACGGUUGUGAUCAAAUGUCUACCAAAGAGCGUGAGAAAUUCAUGACGUGGUACGAGACAGUAAGACAUGGAACUUUUGAUUUUCAUAAAGAGAUGGAAUCAUACUGUGACAAUGACGUGGUUAUACUACGUGAAGGAUGCCUCAGAUUCAGAGAAGAGGUAAUCAAAGAUGCAGGCAUUGACCCCUGGAGCUGUACAACUAUUGCAUCCGCGUGCAUGAAAACCUAUCGUACACACUAUCUAACUCCAGCAUCUAUAGCGAUCCCAUCGCCAGACAACUACCGACGACAAUUCAAGGCCUACU